AUGCGCACUUCAGACGAACACGACUUCCGACCAACAGCCUCUCGGGUGUCGUUCGAGGAUGACCCUCCAAGGCAACCUCCACCCGUGAAUCCCUCUCAUCAACAGCUUCAGCCGGCCACUCGAAAUGGCUCAACCACUCAGCUUCCCUCAUCCAACUCUAGCGAAUAUGCAGAGGACUCACGAUCGCUGACCAACAGAUACCAGAAAGCAUUAGGACUCGCCGACACUUCUCUCUCCACAUCAACCCGUACGACCAAGAGCCAAAACCUGGACAGCAGACAGAAGAUCCUCGGCGUUGGGGCCGAGGUAUUCAGCUCGACUGACGAUGAUGACUUCGAUUGGGAUGACUCGGGCGAGUCCGAAUUGGACGAGGCCGAGCGGGAGGAACGCCAGCAGCGGAAACUACGCGCACAUCACGAUCAUCUCGAACACGAGAACCACCUCCGUCGUGCCAAACGUCUUAGGAAGGUUUACCUCUGCUUCAUGAGACUCUCCAGGCCCAUCAGAACCGCCCUACUGCUUGUCCUUGGCUGUAGUAUUACCAUCACGUUGAACCUGCGAUUGUCGUCAUCCUCUGCUACCCCCAAAUCGGGCCAGAUCCAUGUAUGA
This is a messenger RNA of Puccinia graminis f. sp. tritici CRL 75-36-700-3, 609 nucleotides long. RefSeq lists its product as uncharacterized. The transcript is spliced from 2 exons. Lineage: Eukaryota; Fungi; Basidiomycota; Pucciniomycetes; Pucciniales; Pucciniaceae. The record is from RefSeq and is a predicted model, not a curated record. Bases 1 to 609 code for a protein of 202 amino acids.